This is a messenger RNA of Chara braunii, 2925 nucleotides long. The record is from the annotation of a GenBank genome assembly. NCBI's taxonomy places the organism in Eukaryota, Viridiplantae, Streptophyta, Charophyceae, Charales, Characeae.
UCGGUCGAUGACGGGUGUCCUGUGCUCGGAGGGGACUGCUGCUGAUGUGGUACCGCCUCCUACUCGUCUGUGGUGGGCACUGAUACCGCCGUUCUCAGUAUGAGGGAUGCAGGAGGGGAAAGCUAGGACGACAGAGUGAAAUAACGGGCGUGCUGUGAGGAGGAGAGGAAAGAGGGACGAUUGGACAGAGAGAAGUCUCAGACGGUUAUGUGGGGAGAAGGCUGCAAGCAAGGGAAAGGCGGGGGAGGAAGCGUGCAACAUAUGAACGGGUAGGAAGAGCGGGACAUGGUUGUAGGGGGAAAGGGGUUAAAGGAGACGGUGAAGAGACGAAGAGCGGCGAGGGCGAUUAGAAGAAGGGAGGAGGUAUGCGGUCGUUGAGAGGGAAGAAGAGGGGGGAGAAAAGGGGGGUGAGAGGAGAAGCGCCCAACUGGUGAGUAGAGAGGAGAGGGGGGGGGAUGAACAAAUUCGUUAAAUGAGGAGGAAGGGGGUGUAAAUGGGUUUGGCAACGAAUUUGGAGGUGAAUCAGGCGAAAAAGCAGACAAAAGAAAGAACUACAAACGAGAGGAGGCGGCAAGGAGGGUGGGCGGAGCGGGAGGAGGGGGAGAGCGAGUAGGAGGGGAAGCGGGAGGAGGGGGAGAGCGAGGAGGGGAAGCGGGAGGAGGGGGAGAGCGAGUAGGAGGGGAAGAGAGAGUAGGAGGGGAAGCGAGAGGAGGCGGAGAGCGUGUAGGAGGGGAGGGGAAAUAGAUUGUCAAAGUUGGCUAGCUGGCCGGAUUGUGCGGCGCUAUACACUCGAUUCAUCAGUCGCACAGUACGUGCUGCUCACUCCUUCACGCAUCCGGGUGAUCAUUUUAUCUUUUCGCUCGUUCGUCACAAUGGUCGGGUUCAAGCUGCCUGCCUCUUCGGGGAAUAUAGCAAAUGUAGCCACCGCUUUUGCUAUCGGCAUUGGGGUAGCUGCUGUAGCUGGUGUGGCUGUUGCUGCAGCGGUUGGGGGCUUCAUUCUAUUACAGCAGGGACGGCCGUUGAAGUCACCCUGGCAAGUGAGGAAGCGCGCUUCGCCAUUGCCACCAAGGCAGUGGCGGUUGGCAUUCGAUAAUGUCGAUGGGCGGCUGAUUGGGGGUGGAGAGAGAGUUAUUGGAAGGGUGCGGCGAGGGGGUGUGGACCGAAUGAUACGGGCUGAGGUUUGGCCAUUCCUUCUUGGCCUGUAUAAUGCUGGAAGCACCCGUGAGGAGAGGGAGCAGCAAAGGGCUCAGCGGAGGGAGCAGUAUCACCAGCUUCGGAGACAAUGUCUUCUAGCAUUGAAACAUCUGCCCCAAAUGCGGGUGAAAUCACAUAAUGACUCUGAAGACGCAGCUGCCGAGGCAGCACCUGUUGAUCAGAUGACUGGUGUGACCACUAAGAGUUUAGAUGAUGAAAAUGUCGACGGACAACAGCAUGCUCAGACGUGUGAACUCGUGGAGUUCGUUGAAGAAUCUGAUAGGGAGGUAAUGGGCAAGGAAGGCGAGGACAGACUCUCAGAGAAUAAUGGAGAUGAGGAGGAUGACGAGGUGGAGGAUGGAGAUGCAUGUAGUGAGAUGCUGCCAGCACAAAGAUCAUGGGGAGAAGAGCUUUGUCGCUCGAUACCCAAUUCUGUGGAAGUGGUGCAGGAGGCAGAGGAUGCUACACUGAAGAGGCCCGAUUGCCGUAGUGGCGGUGAAGAGCUGUCUGGCAGUGCCAGUUCGUCAAAUUUGAUGGGAGCAGUGCUGGAUCAGGAAGGAGGGAAAGCGAGGAGGUCUUCUGAUGACACUUUGGAUAGGCAUGCGGUUGAUCCCAUGCAUGUUGCUGAGAGUAGCCCGGAUGGUGAAAAGCUCGACCUGAUUUCACCUGAAGCACAGGCAGGGGUGUCGGUGAACAGUCAGGGAAAUUCUUUUUCUUCCAAUAUUGUCGGGGAUGCAUCACAUCUAGGCAGUGGUGGCAGGGAGGCAGAAUCUGAGGUCUUUCAGGCUAGGGAGAGCAAGUCCAUUGUGCUGGAGAACGGCUGUGAUGAUGAGGCAGACAGGUCUCAGCGGCGAGAAGAGGCUUCAGUUCAAGGAGAAGAGAGCACUAAAGACCCAGCAGAUUUGAUUGUCAAGGAUGAAGGGGAGCCUCCGGAAGUGAUCUUUGUGGAGGAAAGUAAGACAUCUAUGAUAAGGCCAUCUGAGGAACCUGCCAAUGCGAAGCGUGUUACAGCAGUGAAGCCCCGAUGUUUUCCAGAAGGAAGAAGCUCAGAAGACUUCCAAAUGUGGCAGCGCAUCAUACGGCUUGACGCAGUUCGAAUGAAUGCAGCUUGGAUUCCUUACUCGAAGUCUCAGGCAGAAGUGAGCGAGGAAGAGGCAGCAAGACUAGCUGAAGAAGUGGGAUUGACAGAGCAUGCACACUUGGAUGCACCACGGCGCCAUCAUGCUGGUCGCCUUGUAGCCAUACUCGAGGCGUAUGCCUUGCAUGACCCUGAUAUAGGUUAUUGCCAAGGGAUGAGCGACUUGCUAUCACCAUUUGUGGCCAUGAUUGAGGAUGACGCUGAUGCAUUUUGGUGCUUCGAGCGGUUCAUGCAGAAAGCGCGUCAGAACUUCCGAGUGGAUGAACUUGGAAUAAGGAAACAACUGGACAUGAUCGCGCGGAUACUCAAGGCUGCAGACCCGGCAUUUUUCGAGUAUCUUUGUAGCAUAGGCGCAGAGGAUUGCAUCUUUGCAUACAGAAUGGCGGUUGUACUUUUGAGGCGGGAACUGACUUUUGAGCAAACCAUUUCUUUGUGGGAGGUGAGGACUUCAUUCUCAAAUCUUGCCGUAGUGCUUGACUACUUUCCCAAAAUAGUAGUCUGUAGCAGACGUAGGUGCCAAGCGACUCCGUAGAUAGAGAAAGGCACUUACAGAAUGAUCAUGCGUUCUACUCGAGUAAAGUGGUUUAUUCCCC